This is a messenger RNA of Knipowitschia caucasica, 996 nucleotides long. NCBI's taxonomy places the organism in Eukaryota, Metazoa, Chordata, Actinopteri, Gobiiformes, Gobiidae. The record is from the annotation of a GenBank genome assembly.
AUGUCCGAGGAAGCUUUUGUUACGUUGGCGACCAGCGACAGCUAUGCCAAAGGAGCCAUGGUUCUAGGACAGUCUCUGAGGAACCACCACACAAACCGGAAACUAGUAGCACUUGUUGGACCCCACGUCACAGACUGCUGCAUAGAGGCGUUGAACACAAUCUUCGAUGAGGUGUGUGUGGUGAAUGUGUUGGACUCUGGGGACACUGCAAACCUGGCCCUGAUGAAGCGUCCGGAUCUGGGGGUGACUCUUACAAAGCUGCACUGCUGGACCCUCACACAGUACAGCAAGUGUGUGUUCAUGGACGCAGACACGAUGGUGCUGUCCAACAUCGAUGAGCUGUAUGAGAGGGAGGAGCUGUCUGCUGCCCCAGACCCCGGCUGGCCCGACUGCUUCAACUCAGGAGUGUUUGUCUUCAGGCCAUCCAACGAAACGCACGACAAGCUGCUCACCUUUUGUUCAGAAAACGGCAGCUUUGACGGUGGUGACCAAGGCGUCCUGAACAGUUACUUCAGCACUUGGGCAACAGCUGACAUUUCCAAGCACCUUCCAUUCAUCUAUAACCUCAGCAGCAUCGCCAUCUACUCUUAUUUACCAGCAUUUAAACAGUACGGUCAUAAUGCCAAAGUGGUCCACUUUCUGGGUCAGGUGAAGCCGUGGAGCUACUCUUAUGACACUAAGAAGGGAGAAGUCAAAGGUUCUGUGUCGCAGCAGUCUGCACACAUGCACCCAGACUACCUGCUCCUGUGGUGGCAGCUCUACACCAAGUCUGUGGCCCCCCUCCUGAAGUCGGCCUACAGAGACGAACCCUUCAGCAGCGGCUUUGUCCAGCAUGAAUAUGAAGACUUAACCCACCAGGCAGCUGCCCCUGCCCCUGAACCCAAGAAGCUUUCAUCUGAAGAGCGGAAGAAGCGCUGGGAGGCUGGCCAGAUCGACUACAUGGGGGACGAUUCAUUCGCCAACAUUGAACGCAAACUUGACACAUUUUUGAAGUAG